UCUUUCUCUCAGAAGCGUGAUGGCGGCGAGCAGCGUUGCAUCCGCGGCGGCUCCCCUCCUGUCUCUCGACCCGGAGCGGCAGCGCGAGUUCCAGGCUGAGGUGCACCGGGUGCGCAAGGCGGCCUCCAAGAAUCAGAAGGUGAAACCUGGCGUUGUUUACGUGGGUCACAUCCCGAGAGGCCUCUACGAGUCGCAGCUCAAGCAGUACUUCAGCCAGUUUGGGACAGUGACUCGGCUUCGCCUUUCGCGGAGUAAAAAG
Messenger RNA from Protobothrops mucrosquamatus (brown spotted pit viper), 259 nucleotides. RefSeq names its product MKI67 FHA domain-interacting nucleolar phosphoprotein-like. Gene Ontology annotation, biological process: maturation of LSU-rRNA from tricistronic rRNA transcript (SSU-rRNA, 5.8S rRNA, LSU-rRNA). The annotation marks the transcript as partial. The transcript has 2 exons. Gene Ontology annotation, molecular function: RNA binding. Lineage: Eukaryota; Metazoa; Chordata; Lepidosauria; Squamata; Viperidae. The record is from RefSeq and is a predicted model, not a curated record. Gene Ontology annotation, cellular component: nucleolus.